Messenger RNA from Phytophthora sojae, 939 nucleotides. RefSeq lists its product as hypothetical. The transcript has 3 exons. The record is from RefSeq and is a predicted model, not a curated record. The coding region runs from base 1 to 939 and encodes 312 amino acids. NCBI's taxonomy places the organism in Eukaryota, Oomycota, Peronosporomycetes, Peronosporales, Peronosporaceae.
AUGGCAAGACUCGCGUUGCCGUUGCCACUGUUGCUGCUGGCGGCAACAGUCUCCGGCACCAAGAUCCAGGUGGUCAACCUCUGCGAGGGCAGCAUGGAGCUCUACGCCGGCAGUCACGGCGCCGGGACCCCCAUCCAGCAGGGCGCCGGUCUCAGCCUAGAGCUCGCAGACGGCACCAACGUUGCCUACAGAUACGGUGCUGCGUAUCAGGCCACACAGGCCGAACUUGCCAACGUCGACGCGAGCACUUGGUACGACAUUUCCAUCAUCCCGGCAGGAAACACCGGUCCAGGAUCAUGCUCCAGCCUGGCAGACUGCAAGGCUGUGACUGGAGGCACCGGAUUCAACGUCGCCAUGCAGAUUAUCCCCAGUACCGGAGGAGGUAUCAGCUCCUCUGAGUCUUGCAGAGUUUUGAGCUGUAUGGCGGACGGCUGCGACGACGCGUACCAGUUUCCCGACCAGGACGCGCGGACUCACAGUUGCAGCGCCGACGUCGAGUUCCAAGUGGUUUUCUGCCCCAGCAACAGCUCGCAGGUGACGUCCGAUUCUGCUGCAGACUAUUGGGUCGACGUGAGCAGCUCUGAUGCGUCCGGGAGCACUUCCAGCAGCUCUUCUGGGGGCAGCACCAAUGUAUUGGACCAGUCAACUGAUGACACAGAUCAGGUCGAGCCCCAGUCGGAGUCGACUCCAGCCCCUUCAAGCAACAACGACAAGACCACGGCCAAUACGGGAUCAGAGGACUCGUCGAGCUCUUCGACGGCAAUUUAUGUGUCCGCGGGGGUCGCUGCAGGUGUCGUGGCAGUCGUGGCGGCCGCUUUUGUGUUUAAACGGAGACACGCCAUCGCCUUCUGGUGGGAGACUCGGAACUACAAACCGGAGGAGCUGAGGAGCUCGGAUGAAAUGGGAUUCGUGCGAGUGUCCGACUCGGCAAUCAUUUAG